AUGGCCUCAGAGAUCCACAUGCCAGGCCCAGUGUGCCUCAUUGAGAACACUAAUGGGAAACUGACAGCUAAUCAGGAAGCUCUGAAGAUCCUGUCUGCAGUUACACAGCCCGUUGUGGUGGUGGCUAUUGUGGGCCUCUACCGCACAGGUAAAUCCUACCUGAUGAACAAGCUGGCUGGGAAGAAAAAAGGCUUCCCCCUGGGCUCCACAGUGCAGUCUCACACCAAGGGAAUUUGGAUGUGGUGUGUGCCUCAUCCCAGUAUGCCAAACCACACCCUAGUUCUGCUUGACACUGAGGGCCUGGGAGAUGUAGAGAAGGGAGACAACCAGAAUGACUCCUGGAUCUUCGCUUUGGCGAUACUACUGAGCAGCACCUUUGUAUACAAUAGCAUCGGAAUGAUCAACCAGCAGGCUAUGGACCAACUGCACUAUGUGACUGAGCUGACAGAUCGAAUCAGAGCAAAAUCCUUACCUGGAAAUACUGAGGUGGAUGACUCAGCUGACUUUGUGAGCUUCUUUCCAGCCUUCGUGUGGACUCUGAGAGAUUUCUCCCUGGAGCUGGAAGCAAAUGGACAACCCAUCACUGCUGACGAGUACUUGGAGCUUUCACUGAAGCUGAAAAAAGGUACUGAUCAAAAAACUGAAAGCUUUAAUGAGUCUCGAUUAUGCAUCCAAAAGUUCUUCCCCAAGAAGAAAUGCUUCAUCUUUGACCGGCCUGCUCAGAGGAAGUACCUUGUUCACCUUGAGCAGCUCCAGGAGGGAGAGCUGAACCCUGAGUUUGUAAAACAAGCUACAGAGUUCUGCUCCUACAUCUUCAGCCAUUCCAAGCCCAAGACUUUUUCAGGCAACAUCAUAGUUAAUGGACCUCAUCUGGAGAGCUUGGUGCUGGCCUAUGUCAAUGCCAUCAGCAGCGGGGAUCUGCCCUGCAUGGAGAGCGCAGUCCUGGCCUUGGCCUGGAUCGAGAACUCGGCUGCAGUACAAAAGGCCAUUGACCACUAUGACCAGCAGAUGGGCCAGAAGGUGCAGCUGCCCACGGAAACCCUCCAGGAGCUGCUGGGCCUGCACAGGGCCACUGAGAGAGAGGCCAUCGAGGUCUUCAUGAAGAGCUCUUUCAAGGAUGUGGGCCAAAAGUUCCAGAAGGAUUUGGAGACCCAGCUAGAAGCAAAACAGGAAGACUUUUGUAAGCAGAAUCUGCAAGCAUCAUCGGAUCAUUGCUCAGCUUUACUUCAGGGUAUUUUUGGUCCUCUAGAAGAAGAAGUGAAUCAAGGGAUUUAUUCUAAACCCGGGGGGUAUCGUCUCUACAUUCAGAAGAUGGAAAGGCUGAAGAAAAAUUACUAUCAGGAGCCCAGGAAGGGAAUACAGGCUGAGGAAACUCUGCAGAAAUAUUUAACGUCCAAGGAGUCUGUGAGUGAUGCAAUUCUACAGACAGACCUGAUUCUCACAGCAAAGGAAAAGGAGUUGGAAGAGGCACGCAUGAAAGCAGAGGCUGCACAGGCUGAAGCACAAAAGUUGGAGGAGAUUCGAAGGCAGAAUCAGCUAAUGAUGGAGCAGAGGGAGAGACUCCAUCAGGAGCAAGUGAGACAGAUGGAGAGGGACAGAGCAAACUGGCUGGCAGAGCAACAGAGGGCCCAGGAGCGUAAAAUCCAGGAAGAAGCCAAAAAGCUCAAAGAAAGGUUACAAGCUGAAAACAGAAGGCUUCAAAAUGAGUUACAGAAUCUUCACAGGACUGCUGGCUCACCAGAUGAUACAUGUAUCUUACUGUAA
This is a messenger RNA of Loxodonta africana (African savanna elephant), 1764 nucleotides long. RefSeq names its product guanylate-binding protein 1-like. The coding region runs from base 1 to 1764 and encodes 587 amino acids. Lineage: Eukaryota; Metazoa; Chordata; Mammalia; Proboscidea; Elephantidae. The record is from RefSeq and is a predicted model, not a curated record. The transcript is spliced from 10 exons. Gene Ontology annotation, molecular function: GTPase activity; GTP binding. Gene Ontology annotation, biological process: defense response to Gram-positive bacterium; defense response to protozoan.